This is a messenger RNA of Mobula hypostoma (lesser devil ray), 216 nucleotides long. RefSeq names its product A-kinase anchor protein inhibitor 1-like. Bases 1 to 216 code for a protein of 71 amino acids. The record is from RefSeq and is a predicted model, not a curated record. NCBI's taxonomy places the organism in Eukaryota, Metazoa, Chordata, Chondrichthyes, Myliobatiformes, Myliobatidae. The transcript is spliced from 2 exons.
AUGGCGGAAGUUAUGGAGAACUAUGUACUGUAUGCGGAGGCUUGUGGGGUGCUAGGUGAUAAGCCUGAGAAUGAAUCACAGGAAGAGGAGCUGCAGAUUACCAGUAAGAAGAUUGUGGAAAAAGCUGUUCUGCAGGCUGUGCAGCAGUAUACCCAAGAGAAAAAACAAAAGAAAAAGCCAGAAGCAAAAAAGAGUUCACAAUCUGCAAUCAUCUAA